Messenger RNA from Candida albicans SC5314, 1350 nucleotides. It is a transcript of the gene ASH1, whose product is annotated as DNA-binding transcription repressor. The record is from RefSeq and is a predicted model, not a curated record. Gene Ontology annotation, biological process: regulation of DNA-templated transcription. The transcript has a single exon. Lineage: Eukaryota; Fungi; Ascomycota; Pichiomycetes; Serinales; Debaryomycetaceae. Bases 1 to 1350 code for a protein of 449 amino acids. Gene Ontology annotation, molecular function: sequence-specific DNA binding; zinc ion binding.
AUGAGUUUAGUCCAGUCAGCCAUGUUUAAUCAUCAUAUGGGCCCUUCACACACUAGAUCUCGAAGUUUCGAGUUAUUCCAAGAAGCUAAAACCUUAAGGGUUGCUGCUUGUAAGAGAUCAUACAGCGACGAUUUGAAUAUCAGCACUAAAAGAGCAAGAACUGCACCACCAUCUCCUCCAUAUGAAACUGCUACACCCACCAGAGCUAGUAGGUUGGUAAUUUCAAAUUUGGUUAAGCCAACAAGCAACUUAAGAUCAAGAUCGCUUUCUCCAAAUAAAAAGUUUUCCAGUCCGUUAUCCCCAUCGUCAUCACCAAUAGCGACUGUCACAUCACCUAUAAGCUCACCCCAAAACAUAAAGAUAAAACUACCAAGUAUUUCUGAUGCAUUAAAUCUACCACCAAUAACUUCUAAAGAGCCAGUGAAAUUGAAGCCAAUUGUGCCAACAGUCUCAUUAGAUUAUUUUGAUACAUACAAACCCAAUGACGAAAAUUGGAGGUACGGGCUUUUGGAUAAAAUUGCCAAAGAAUCAAAGCAUUUCCACCUUAAUCAAUACAACUACCUUAAUGACCAUGCAAAACCAAGUUUUGACUCCAAACUAAGUUCGAAAAUCCAACAACUGUCAAUUGCAAAUGGAAAGAAAAUAAAUUUUCCCUACGAAUCGAAUUAUACAUAUUUGAAUAAAACAUACUUGAACGAUGUUAAAAACUAUCCCGAAUAUCUAGAGUUGGCCGCCGAGUCAUUAUUACAAUUGAAAGAGCGCCAACUCCCCCCACCUCCAUUACAGCUGCACCAAAAACAACACCCACCACCACCACCACACUUGCCAGUGCAAGGACUUUUGCCUGUUCCAGCACCUCCGGUUUCACAUUUUUCUUCUUCUUACACCACACCACAAGCCCCAACAUUUUACCACCCACCUUCACAACAACAACAACAGACUCCACCACCACAAACGCUACAUCAUCAACAACCACAGCCACCUAUUUCUACACACAAAUUCAUUCCAAUAUCACCUCCAUCUGCUAAAAAAUCUAGAUCGGAUUUAUUGAAAUCACCACCAAAACACCAUCAUCAUCACGCACCAAGGGUAUGCAUAUCGUGUGGGUCAGACCAAUCACCAUGCUGGAGACCAUCCUGGUCUAUUAAACAAGGACAAUUGUGUAAUUCAUGUGGGUUGAGGUAUAAAAAGACAAAGGCUAGAUGCUUAAAUGACAAAUGUAAAAAAAUACCUGCCAAGGGUGAAUGGACCCUCAUGCAAAGCAAAGGAAAAGAGACUUUUGAAGAUGGUAUAGAGGGUUAUAGCUGUAUUGCAUGUGGCUGGAGAGUUGAAGUACUUCCUAAAUCUUGA